This is a messenger RNA of Zerene cesonia (dogface butterfly), 659 nucleotides long. Its product is annotated as glycoprotein 3-alpha-L-fucosyltransferase A-like. Bases 74 to 640 code for a protein of 188 amino acids. Lineage: Eukaryota; Metazoa; Arthropoda; Insecta; Lepidoptera; Pieridae. The transcript has 3 exons. The record is from RefSeq and is a predicted model, not a curated record.
UUGUUACAGAUGAUAUCAAUGCGACAAAAUGGGCACAAAUGUCGAGAUCCGUGAGUAUAACCGCUGAGCGGGCAUGUGGGCGCGCGCGGCGCGGGUGCUGCGGCGCGUGGCGCUGCUGGUGCCGUUCGUGCUGACCGCGUUGGCGUUGCUGCUGCUGCCGCGCCCGCCGCCCUACAGCACGCCCGCGCGGCUCCCGUCCCCGCCGCCGCAAGCUCUGCGCGACGAAUCGCACUUGCAUAACGCGAUUACCGAAAGUGAGGAUGAAUUGAGUAACGUUGAGGAUGAAUUUUCUAAGCGACCUUGGUACAUGAGCGGAGGUGAAAGGAGACCCAAGAACCAUGAUCCACUCGCAAGGCUAUUUCCAGAGGACUUGCCUAGCGAAGACAGAAUUGUCGAGCAGCUUAUGUACACUUUACCAAGAGACGAGGAUGUACCAGUAAAGAAGAUAUUGUUGGCUAAUGGGCUAGGCACUUGGGGUGUCUCUGGCGGUAGGACUGAAUUCAUCAGAAACAAAUGUCCAGUAGACAGGUGUACGCUGACGGGAGAUUCCAGAGAGGCGGGAACGGCCGACGCCAUUUUGUUCAAGGACCAUCACACCCCAUUCAACAUCAAGCGACCACCGAACCAGGUAAUUAGAUAGAAAAUGCAGUUAUUUAUAU